AUGAAGUAUGCAAUUUUCGCUUAUUUAUGGAUGAUAUUCCUCUACGAAUACGUUGAAACAAUGAAAAAAUUCGAAAGAGAAUCUUUUUUUAAAACGUUGGUACCUGUCGAUAAAUGUGCGAGAGGUAGAUUCGAUCCUCGUCGCAAUGCUACUCAAGUAAAGCCAGUUAAGGUUUAUAAAACAAAAUUUGAAAAAAUGGCCCCUGUAUGCGAAGCCGUAAUCAUUUUCGGCGAAGAUACUGCAUCUGGAAUAUCCACGGAUAUCGUAUUGUAUGACAUAGUACUUCGCCCUGUAUACAUCCCAAAGGAUUAUUUGUUCAAGAUGAGGCCGUUCUGUCAUGUUGGAUCCAUGGGUGUUCUUUGUGUUUGUCGUUCCGACGCCUGCUUUAAGAAACCACUAGAUCUUUUGGCUUUUCUUGUGGGAAUUUAUAAAUUUAAUCAACCGAAGACGCCUGCGGAUAAAGAUGUGAACAAAGAACAAACCGACAUACUGAAAUCAAUUUUCAACAACGCCUUUGACACUUUUUACGAUAAUCUAGAACAAAGAGACCUCUUUCUUCAUGCUAUUAUUACUGAAAUGAGAAGAAAUUUUGGGUUAGAAUCGAAAAUGCCGGCGGUUCCCAAACCAGAAUUGGCAGAAGUUGCCAUAUUUGAUAGGUGGAAGGAAUUUGAUGACGAAUUCGAUAAAAUGUAUCCAGAACAAAAACCAAGUGAAAAAGAUUUAAAGAGAAAAAAACAAAAAUCUAAGAGACUCAUUUGUGUGAUUGUUAUAAUGGGAUGCCUCAACGCCGUGUCAUUUUUUCUGAUUGUCGCCUUUUUUGUUUGGUACAAAAGGUUUUUCUAUCGUAUCACAGCAGUACCAUUGGUGGAAGAACCGCAAGAGAAGACACCUGAUGAAGGUAAGAAAUCGGCGGAAAAACCUCAGGAAGGUCCACCAGGAGGUCCACAGCCAGCAGCUGCUGGCAAUCCUGCUGUAGGGUAUUUUGAUCCACCUGCUUCCCGGCCGACCAAUUUCCUCAUAAGAUAUACUGUAAAGCUUUGGGGAUUUUUCGUGACCUCUUUUCCGGUUAAUCUAAAGACUAACCCCAUGGUUAACACGGAUCUGCUCAAGAAACAUGCAAGUCAGUACAAGCUGACGCGCGACACUGCAGGAGAAUACCAUAAACAGUUAUUUACGCUUCAUCCGGAGAUUGCAAAGUACUAUGAUGCUGAGGAUAUCGAUCCGGACAGUAUUCCAAAGGCUCAAAAAUUCAUCAUGCUAGGACAACAGGAGCUGCAAUUCUUUUUCAGGCUUCCCGAUGUGAUGAACGAUGAUCGACAAUGGCGUAGUGCGUUGAGCAGUUUUAAGGAGACAUUCAGCGACAAUAAUGUUCCGAUGAACGAAUUCAACAAAGUGACGGAUGCAUUCCUGGCAGCAAUGCAAAAAAAUGCCGGUGGAGUGACACCGGAGCAGAAAAAAGAAUGGGAAGCAUUACUAGCGAAGGCGUACGCUGACAUGAAAACAUGGGGAUGGUAUUGA
Messenger RNA from Necator americanus (New World hookworm), 1518 nucleotides. RefSeq lists its product as uncharacterized. The record is from RefSeq and is a predicted model, not a curated record. Gene Ontology annotation, molecular function: heme binding; oxygen binding. Lineage: Eukaryota; Metazoa; Nematoda; Chromadorea; Rhabditida; Ancylostomatidae. The transcript has 14 exons. Bases 1 to 1518 code for a protein of 505 amino acids.